GGAUUUCUGCCACAUGUCGCGGUUGUGGCGAGAAAGAAGAACCAAAAGCAAGUACCAAUCGUACACUGAGCAUUCACUGAUUCUUUAAUAUUAUUGGUUCUUACCCUUGGUUCUUCAUCUCCUCCACAGCCGUGACUCGGUAACAGAUUCUCAAAACUGGUAACAUUGGCAGGCGCCUGUCGCAGUCACUGCGUGAGUUUAUAUGUUAUAAGCAGCCAACCCGACGGUGUUCGUGGACGAAGGUGGAACUUGCUUUUGCAUUCCCUGUUGCCGCGACUACCGUGAGAUUCGUCUAUCCUUCCCUCCUCUCUCAACGAUGCAUCGGUGUGGACACUGAGACGGCGACGCGGGCAGGCUACAUCGUCGUCCCCGUCGUCGAAUCGUCAGGGUUUUGUCCUCUCUCGGACGGGCGAGCGCGUCCACGCCGCCACGAUGGCCCUCAGCCAGACCAGCGUGCUGAAAUUAUACAAUACUGUGAUAGAAGAUGUAAUAUCGGGAGUGCGAGAGUCGUUUAUAGACGAGGGUGUGGAUGAGCAGGUCCUACAGGAGCUUAAGCAAAUAUGGGAAACAAAACUAAUGGCUAGCAAAGCCGUGGAAUUGAAUCCAGAUCCACCAGAGCCACAAGUUCCUCAGAUCAAUACGCACAAAGCUGUGUCUAUCAAUAAAGCUAAUGUAGGAAAUCAUUUUGUACAACCAUCUGCUGGAAACACAGUGUCGCAAACGCAACCUCAACAACAACAAUCGCAACAGCAACAAGCGCAGACACAAUCGCAGCAACCAUCACAACCUCAGCAACACACGCAUCCUUCCACGGGAACAACGUUGCAACAACAGCAGCAACAUUCGACGACGCCUGUGCAACAAGUGGUGGCCACUUCGGCGGUUCUCGCUGAGCGCCAAGUGCCGAUACAGAUCACCUUACCUCCACAAGCUGGUAUUCCAGACGGACCACAGAGGAUUUUAAGCAUACAAGUUCCCGCAUCUGCUCUUCAAGCAAACCAGCUGCAUACAAUUUUAACAGGUCCAGUAAUUUCUGCUGCUAUGGGUCUUCCAGCGAAUUUAGCUUCGACUCUGUUGCAACAGCAUGUGAAUUCCACGUUGCAAGGGCAAGCGACAUUAACUCCAUUGCAAGUGAAUCAGCCGCUUCAAGUGGUUCCACAAAGUACAAACAAUGUCACACAAAGGCCACCUCAAAAUCAGCAAAAUAAUAUAAAUCAGUUAGAUGGAGGAGUCGGUGACUCCACUGAUGAUGACGAUGAUGAAGAGGAAGAGGAUAAUGAUGAUGAUGACGAAGAUAUGGAUGAAAAAGAGGAAGAAGAAAAUGAUGAAGCGGCGACUCGUGAAGAGGAACCUCUUAAUUCCGAGGAUGACGUUACGGAUGAUGAUCCCGCUGAUCUAUUCGAUACCGAUAAUGUAGUCGUCUGUCAAUAUGAUAAGAUUACAAGGAGUCGAAAUAAGUGGAAGUUUUAUCUGAAGGACGGUAUAAUGAAUCUAAGUGGAAAAGACUAUGUAUUCCAAAAGGCAAAUGGGGAUGCUGAAUGGUAAUUCUAGGUGCGAUGUGAAUAUCGUGUUGCCCACAGUAAGCUCGACUCAGGGACACUGCGUGAAAAGGCAACUUGAUAAUGUGUUCACGUGAAACCGCGUUAAUGCAAGAGAUACCGACACAACUUUUACGACGAUUCUUCUAAUAAUUGCGCGAAAAGCUGCUGCAAAUGGAAACAAUGAUGAACGUUAUCAUAUUAUCACAAAUAUCAUAUUGUGUAUACAUCUUGUGUUGUAUCUUUAACUCUUUGAAUAGCAGGAUUUUCAAGUGAUGUUCAGAUAUCCAUCCGAUUCCACUUGUCAAAACUAGACAAAUCGUAGACGAAAGUAUUUUAUUUUAACCCGUAAUUUAAUUUUUUGUUCUGAUGUUAUUAUAUUAGUCUUGAGUUUUCUUAAUUAUUUUGUUAAUCUUUCACUUCUAAGAAAAUUCAAGACUGAAAGUGAAGUGGGACAUAGAGAACUUUUAUAUAUACAUAUAAAAGUUUUCAUGUAGUGCAAAUUAUGAACAUACAAAUGUAAAAAAAUUAUACGAGAGUCUUCUACUGUCAGUCAUAUGUUACUGGAAACUUGCUUGUGGGCGCCGAGAUUCCUUUUAAAGAAAAAAAAAAAUCAUAAAUUAGUUAGCUUUUUUUAGCAAAUGAAUGAACUUUAUUGGAGUGGAGGUGCGUUAGGUAUCUGCAUAAUUGUAUAUACACACACACACACACAUAUAUAUGUAUGUAUGUAUGUAUGUAUGUAUGUAUAAAAUAUACACACAAACACACAUACACAUAUAUUGACGAAAGCACCAUAUCGAUUAGUGAAUCUGGAAUCACUAACAUCAUGGAAUGCAAAAAUGGUACUCUAUAUAGGCAUAUAUACAUAAUAUAUAUUAUAUACAUAUAUAUUUUGAAUUCCUCGAUUAUGAACUUUUUCACAUGGAGAGGAAGUUUAUGAGGAAAAACUUCCAUUCUCUAUUUGUGAUCUGAUUGAUAUCGUAUGUGUACUUGAAUUGAAGUUUUAAAGAAUUGUAAACCACAUGUGAUUUGGCAUAAUAAAUGUGUCUUAUUGCUGUUGCCAGCACUGGUAAGUUAAUUUAUGAA
Monomorium pharaonis (pharaoh ant) is the source of this 2624-nucleotide messenger RNA. It is a transcript of the gene TfIIA-L, whose product is annotated as transcription initiation factor IIA subunit 1. The transcript is spliced from 7 exons. Gene Ontology annotation, biological process: transcription initiation at RNA polymerase II promoter; transcription by RNA polymerase II. Gene Ontology annotation, cellular component: transcription factor TFIIA complex. NCBI's taxonomy places the organism in Eukaryota, Metazoa, Arthropoda, Insecta, Hymenoptera, Formicidae. The record is from RefSeq and is a predicted model, not a curated record. Bases 433 to 1545 code for a protein of 370 amino acids.